Molecule: messenger RNA, 762 nt
Organism: Lodderomyces jiufengensis
Lineage: Eukaryota; Fungi; Ascomycota; Pichiomycetes; Serinales; Debaryomycetaceae
Exons: 1
Coding region: 1-762 (253 amino acids)
Source: RefSeq, a predicted model, not a curated record
AUGGGUAGACAUUCACUUAAAAAGAAGUUUCAACUUCAACAAGAGAGAGAAAGAGAACAACAACAACAAGCAUAUUACGGACACCAAUCAAACACAUACUAUCAACCACAAAAUUACCAACCACAACAAAUAGAGGUACCUAGAAUAAAAGCAACAGAAUAUGAAAAACCACAAUCAACAUUGAAAAAUUUCCCAUCAUCAAUAGUAAAUGGGGUCACAAAAGAAGGUGGUAUAUUUUCAUUAACUUUAAAAUCUAUACAUUGUGCAAAAUAUGUAGAAAAUAUUGAUAAUAUGAGACGUUGUUUUAAAAAACAAAAAUUAGAUAUACCGAAAAUUUCAAAUAUUAAUUGUACAAGAUUAUUGGAAGAUGUUCAAAGAGAAUUGAAUGCUGUGAAACUGGAACAAAUACCUACUGUCAAAUUUAAUAAUGAUGAAAUAACGAAAUUAAAUGAAAAAUUAAGUAAAGCUACUCAAAAUGGAUCUGAUAUUAAAGAAGUAAGUGAUACGAUAGAAGAAGAGUUUAUAAAGAAUGGAAAAAUCAAGAUUUUUGGAGAUAAAGAAUUUGAAGAAAUUGAGAAUUUAAAAUUACCAAUUGAAGUGGAAUUAGCACCAGAAGAAACAAAAGAACCAGAAGUUGAAAAAGUAACAGAAACUAUAGUAGAAGAAGAACCAGACGAGAUGAUAAAAGUAGAACCAACAGAUCAACCAUUACUUCCAGACAAAACAGAUUUCGAACUUCCAGAAAGAAUGCCAAUCACAUAG